AGCAACUGCUGCAGAAGGACGAUUGGUGUAUGAGAUUGUAAUUUUGUAAGCUUUUGGAGGCUUAAGAGAAAGCAGGAGAGGCAGAAGAAGAAGCAGAAGAAGCAGAAGAAGAAGAAGAAGAAGAAGUGGAGUGGAAUAGUGUUGGGAAACAGAAAUAAGUCUGACAGCUGAAGAGGUUUUAAGGCUCAGAGGCAAGAUGAUAGUGUUGUUAAGCUUACUUCUCCUCACUGGAUGCGGCUGCACAGCACUGCAUGAACUUGAGAGGGAGCCGGCAUACUGGGAUGCUCAAGCGAGGGCAACACUGGAUGCUGCACUGAAACUCCACCCGCGCAAUCACCAGGCCAAGAACAUCAUCCUGUUCCUCGGCGACGGGAUGGGUGUGUCCACAGUGUCGGCAGCUCGAAUCCUGCGGGGUCAAAUGGAAGGUGGAUCAGGGGAGGAGACGGUGCUGGCCAUGGACACUUUCCCCUAUGUAGCCCUGUCUAAGACCUACAGUGUGGAUAAACAGGUAGCUGACAGCGCUAGCACGGCUACAGCCUACCACUGUGGGGUGAAGGCCAACGCUAAGACAGUAGGACUCAGCGCUAAUGCAGUGGCCUACGAGUGUAACACCACUUUCGGUAACGAGGUCUACUCGGUAUUACGACGUGCCAAGGCACAAGGUAAAUCAGUUGGUAUAGUGACAACCACCCGUGUCCAGCACGCCUCCCCAGCUGCUGCCUAUGCACACUCUGUCAGCCGCAGUUGGUACAGUGAUGCAGAUCUUCCUUCCAGCGCCCGCCAACAGGGCUGUGUGGACAUUGCCACCCAAAUGGUUACCAACGUUGACAUUGAUGUGAUUCUGGGGGGAGGGAGGAUGUACAUGACACCAAAAGGCACCCCAGACCCAGAGUACCCCACCUCCAACUCUCGCAAGGGGGACCGCAAAGACAAGAUGAACCUCAUUGACGUGUGGCUAAAGGCUAAGCCUAACAAGAAAUCACACUAUGUUUGGCACAGGAAGGAGUUUGAUGAGAUUAAUGCUAAGACUACUGACCGGCUCAUGGGUCUGUUUGAGCCAAAGGACAUGAGAUUUGAGGUUUUCCGGAACAGCACACGAGACCCCUCCAUUGUGGAGAUGACAGAGAAAGCCAUACAAAUCCUCAGCAAGAAUCCCAACGGAUAUUUCCUGUUUGUGGAAGGAGGGAGAAUUGAUCACGGCCAUCAUGAUGGCAUUGCCAAGCUGGCCCUGACAGAGGCUGUGAUGUUUGACAGAGCCAUUCAGCGCGCUGCACAGCUGACCAAAGAAUCAGAUACACUGACCGUGGUUACUGCUGACCACUCCCACGUCUUCACCUUUGGUGGUAACACACCUCGAGGGAAUCCCAUCUUUGGUCUGGCACCAAAGAAAGCUGAUGACAAAAUGCCUUUCACCAGCAUCCUGUACGCCAACGGCCCCGGUUAUGUCCAUGUAAAUGGAACCAGAGAAAACAUCACAAUGGUGGAUUACUACGAUGAGGAGUACAUGCAGCAGGCUGCUGUCCCGUUGGAUGCUGAGACACACGGUGGAGAGGAUGUAGCCAUCUACGCCAAAGGCCCAAUGGCUCACCUGUUCCACGGGGUGAAAGAGCAGAACUAUGUGGCACACGUCAUGGCCUACGCUGCCUGUUUGGAGCCCUACACAAACUGCCCUCCUCACCCUCACAACCACACCUCAACUGGAUGUGUGAACACACCCUCAAGCCUCCUGUUUGGCGUGCUUGGGCUCCUCUGGUUGUUCAGAUGACCCCCCCCAAACACACAUCUCAAAACAAGUGCUCACACAAAUACAUUGUAUGCAUGCAGCAAUACAGACAAUGCACUAAACAUUUAUACAGCCACACACGUUCACUGUAUACACACAGGCUGGCCAGUCAGAAUGCAGGGAUAAACAUAUACAGUACUGUGUGUGACAACUGAAAAAUAUCACUCAGUGUACAUCCACAUGCAUGCAAAAUGCAGGCUUUAGCAUGCGUGUAGUAUCUCUUUUUUUCAAGUUCACACUAACAAACAGGUAGACACUGCAGGUUAGAACACAUGCAAAGAUUGUGAAAGGGAUAUGCAAACAUUAACAUUUAUUCAUAUGUAAGUGGUUCCUCACUCCAUGCAAUAGUUUCCCUUGCAGAUCCAUCAGUGUUUUACUAAGACUAUGUCCAGCAUGUACUUGCAACAUGACUACUAUCUUGCACUAACUAGUUCUUUCAUUAGUUAGUUAGACUUUUAUCCUAUUCAUAGUUUUCAAGUUAAGUACAAUCUCUGCUCGCCCGAUCUGCUUACUUAGAGCUAUCCAGCACAUCCAAGGAGCUGUAACUGAUUAUUUACUCAUUAAUCUGAGGCUUUACCCAGAAUAACUUGAAACAAGCAAGCAGGCUGAGGGCUCACUGUUCAGUUCACUGAGACAGGACACACAGCUACUGAUGCUCAUGGAAUAAAUGACUGUAUGACAGAAACCUGAGCUAUGGGCCACCAUGCCAUGCCAAGCUGCGACACCAACAGACCUUACAAGAACUUAUACAGAUACUGUACCUCUUUGAGCUACAAAACAUAGCUUUUAAGAUUUUUUAUACUUUGUAUCUUGACCUUAUUGGUUCCAAACAGUAAAUCUGUUUUCUGUCAGGUUGCCUGUCACUUGAUACAGUACAUAAUCUAUUUGGAUUGUACAUGAAUGUAUUUUGUAAGCAAAUGUUGUCAAUGUAUUUUUUAUAAUAUGUUUUUGCAAAUGUUACUUAAAUAAGGAUAAAAAAAACACUUUUUUUCUUGA
This is a messenger RNA of Toxotes jaculatrix (banded archerfish), 2779 nucleotides long. RefSeq names its product alkaline phosphatase, intestinal, tandem duplicate 1 (gene alpi.1). Bases 197 to 1765 code for a protein of 522 amino acids. Lineage: Eukaryota; Metazoa; Chordata; Actinopteri; Toxotidae. The transcript has 11 exons. The record is from RefSeq and is a predicted model, not a curated record. Gene Ontology annotation, cellular component: plasma membrane. Gene Ontology annotation, biological process: dephosphorylation. Gene Ontology annotation, molecular function: alkaline phosphatase activity.